GUCGUUUCUUUCACACAAGGAGGCAGGACGCAAAAAAGAAGAGAAGACGAUGAGUGUCGCAUGUCAUGGCGACGGGGAAUCGAUUUAUGCGCUGCCAACCCGGAAUAUGGCGGUUCAACGCAUCAAUCGCUUCAUCAGGAAGAUGGAUAUGAAGGAAGUUGAAGCCGAUUUGAUUUCUCUCACGCGUGCCGAGACGGAUCCUGGUGUGUACGUGUGCGAUGCCUCGCUUGAAGAUUGGAAACGAUAUGUGAAAUCCGAGCAACAAGCGCUGCUGUCGCGUGCAAUGGCUUGGAACCAUGGCAAGAUUUACAUUGUCGAAUUGCCUGGAAGAAUUCACGACAAGAUCUCGAGAUCUCUAGACAUUGCUGUGAUUUCUGCAACUGGUACGGGCGAGGAGCACUUACUGUCCUGUGGAUCAGCAUUCGUUGACACUCUUGCGCACAUCGAGCCGGAUUCCAGCUUUGGUCCUGCCCCUGGUUUUGGCGCAACUCUACCCCAUGGUUUGACCUGGAUGGAGUAUCAUACGUUGAAAGUGGAAGUGGGAGUGGCAAGAGGAUGGCCACACUUGGAUGCGAAAGCCGUUCAAUGGAGCCAAUUUCCUGGAGUGGAAUACAUUCUCCUCAUCCGUCUCUCACCGGCUCUGCGAGUCUACCAGUACAAGCUGCAUUCAGUGGUUGGUGGCGCCAUUGAACCACCGGCUAUGGUUGCGACACCGAUUAUGAAUCCGACCAAUGUGGUUUUGGAUUCGCGCCGCCUUUUAGGGCUUCCUGCACUUGCACCGAUUCCAGCUCAUUUCACUGCCCUCAAUCUAACAAUUGAUUUGUUUCCGCUCGUGCAGAGGAUUAUUGCCCUUGCUAACGCGUAGUUGGAGCCACCUUGGAAUGCAUGAGUGCGUCCUUCUAGCCUUCUACUUGUAGUUCGUUUGAAAUAUAUUAAUGAAUAAUCAUACGUUUCUCCGAAAUCAUGAA
Messenger RNA from Aphanomyces astaci, 968 nucleotides. RefSeq lists its product as hypothetical. The record is from RefSeq and is a predicted model, not a curated record. The transcript has a single exon. The coding region runs from base 50 to 865 and encodes 271 amino acids. Lineage: Eukaryota; Oomycota; Saprolegniomycetes; Saprolegniales; Verrucalvaceae.